Messenger RNA from Malus domestica (apple), 1200 nucleotides. Its product is annotated as protein LURP-one-related 7. Lineage: Eukaryota; Viridiplantae; Streptophyta; Magnoliopsida; Rosales; Rosaceae. The record is from RefSeq and is a predicted model, not a curated record.
AGAAUUUUUCCGUUUCGGAAGUCGUUCCUAAAUCCUGUUCAUCACCAGCUUUCUGCUUUUGGUCUUUAAAAAAGUUGAAAAAGCCGGCUGAAGAACCAGUUUCUCUUCACACCAAAUAAAUCAACCCAACCCAGUUUCCAGAAUUCCCAAAACUCAAUUGAAUUCAAAUGAAUCCCUUGCUUCUGUAAAAUGGCUGACAUCGUUCCAGCUUCAGCCCCUGUUCAUCCCACGAGCUCACAAAUCCCGGUCGAUCUCUUUGUCUCCAAGAAACAUCCCGGCCUUCCACGUGGCGAAUUGGGUUUCCUCGAUUCCUCCGGCGACACCGUUUACAAAGUUACCCAUCAAUCUCCCAAGACUUCUUCUCACAAGCGCGUGCUGCUUGACGCCGCAGGAAAUCCUCUGUUUUCUUUGCGCCGUAAAGAUCAUGGAAGCUGGGAAGGAUACAAAGGGGGAGAUAGUGAGGAGAAAGACUUGAAAUUUAGAGUGAAGAGAACGAAAAAUAAGCUUACCAGAACUGAGUUGGAAGUGUUUCUUGUUGGUGAGAACUCAGCAGAUUCAGCCUGUGAUUUCAAAGUGAAGGGCUUUCCUUUCCAGAAAUCUUGCACCAUCUACAGAGGCAAUGAGAUAGUUGCUCAGACGAGUCUUAUGUACAAAUUGCACCAGCUUAUGCCAAAGAGAGGAAAAUUUCGACUAACUAUAUUUCCUGGACCCGUGGAUCAUGCUUUGAUAGCGGCCUUGAUUGUAAUAUUUCUCGAUUGAUCACAGAUUAUAGAAGAACUGGCAUCUAACAUUUUCAAAAUUAUCAACGCAAGAGUGCUACAACACAACCUAUCAGGGGCAGAACCAACGAGAUGCGAAGACAUGAAGUAGUUAAAGCCCCCGAUACUUAUAAACAGACUGGUUGGUCGGUAGGUUAUGAGCUCUGCAACCAUUUUUCCCAUUCACGAGUUGGAUUAUAUUUCUUUGUCAGCUGUUAGGCGCAAUAUGGUGUACUUCAGCAUCACUUGGUAAAGAUCAAUGAUCAAGUAAGUAGUUUAGGUUUUCGCUUUUCAUUCAAAGAAAUUGUGGUCUUCGUUUGCGAAGGGUUGAAACUGGCUCGGAUUUUCCAGUUACUUGUCUGGGUUAUGAACUUACAUGUUUCAAGUUGAGCAGCGUAGCAGCUACAACCACAAGCGAAUUUGAACCACAUUAUUGCUAGUC